Molecule: messenger RNA, 1550 nt
Organism: Megalobrama amblycephala (Wuchang bream)
Lineage: Eukaryota; Metazoa; Chordata; Actinopteri; Cypriniformes; Xenocyprididae
Gene: gphb5
Product: glycoprotein hormone subunit beta 5
Exons: 3
Coding region: 763-1185 (140 amino acids)
Biological process (GO): G protein-coupled receptor signaling pathway; regulation of thyroid hormone receptor signaling pathway
Cellular component (GO): extracellular region; cytoplasm
Molecular function (GO): hormone activity
Source: RefSeq, a predicted model, not a curated record
ACGGGUUUGUAGAAAUAUAAUAAAGAACUGAUUGUCAUCCUAGCCCCUCAGUUAUAAAGACCUCUUUUUGAGGAAAAUUGCUUCUUUGAUUUUGCCACCAUGUUGCCAUGGUAAGUAUCUGACUAAACUCUGAGUGUUUGGAGCCUGACGUCUCAUAUAACCUGUCCUGACACCUCCCUAUUCUUUCUGGAGCCAGGACUAACCACAACCCACAAGAUGAAUAAAUGAAUACAUGGAUUAGAGGAUGAAGGUGCUUCCCAUUCUCUUCCAUGUGAAUGAGUCUGAACAAAAAGAGGUUCUAUCCUCUUCAUUAAGUUAAUGGAUGUAUGGCUGAUGAACCCGAGUACUAGCAAGUAAGACGUGCAGAGAUUUCAGAGCCUGAGGGGCUGGAUCAAACUCCACACACGGACACAUCGGCUCCUUCCCUGUUUGUCUUUGGUCUUAUGUGACAUCUCUUUAUUACUGCUGGAUGCAGUUGCCGCUACAGAGACAGCCCCUUGUGUUUUAGGUGGGGUUGGCAGUGCCUUUUCUAAUAAAUUAGAGAUUUGUGCAAGUUCGGCGUCAGAGGUUCUUCAGAGCUGGAAGUGAGAUUGAUUCUGGAGAGUUCAGCUGUGCUGCAUCUGCUAUCCAGGUAUCUUUGACCUUGCUGAACCUAAGACAUAGAGAAGAAAGAUACGUUUUAGAAAUACUUUUAUUUUAUUAAUCACUGUAAUUUAGGCACUUGUUUUUAACCACUGAGAUCCACAAUCACUGGAAACAGCAAUGGCUCCUUUGAGGUCUGGAGCACAGGGAUUGUCUCCAGUGACUCUCCUGUGCUGUGUGACACUGGCUGUUUGGCUGUUCUGUGGAGCUCAUACUGAGGCUUCUGUGCUCAACCUGAAGCGUUUCAUCGGCUGUGCAGUUCGAGAAUUUACCUUUCUGGCCCGUAAGCCGGGAUGCGGUGGGCUGCACGUCACCACUGAUGCCUGCUGGGGACGCUGUGAGACCUGGGAAAAGCCUGUCCUGGACCCGCCCUUCAUCGAGUCGCAUCAGCGCGUGUGCACCUAUAACGAGACUCGAUUAGAGACGGUGCAGCUGCCGAACUGCUCAGCAGAUGUGGACCCGUCCUACACCUAUCCAGUGGCCAUCCGGUGCGACUGUGGGGUUUGUCUCACCAGCACCACUGAAUGCAUCACCUCGGUCUGAUAUGCAGGAGAAAACAGCCAUUUUGUUAUGGUUAAAACACCAGAGGCCAUGUGCACUGCAGGAAUAAAAUGAAUCAGUUUGAUGUCUAUGUACAUGUGGGAGAGAUUUUACCUUCAAAUGGUCCCUGUAUGUUUCUUUCUCAUCCUCUUUUGGUUGUUUAUCUAUCCUCCUCACUUUUUUCCUGAAAAGAGCAAAAUUAUCAUAAUAAUAAAAUAAAACUGCAAACACCAUGUCUGCGAACUUCUGUCAUAAACUGAAAAACAAGGAUCUUGUAGUAACAGGAUAUAAGCCAUAAAAUUACUGUAUGUAACAUUAUAAGUUCCCUCUUAUUUUUUUAAUUAUUUUUUCUUUUAAUUAUCACACAC